This is a messenger RNA of Rubroshorea leprosula, 1190 nucleotides long. NCBI's taxonomy places the organism in Eukaryota, Viridiplantae, Streptophyta, Magnoliopsida, Malvales, Dipterocarpaceae. The record is from the annotation of a GenBank genome assembly.
AAAGGAAAAGGAAUAUAAAUUGGAAGCUUUAAAUCGAUCCUAAACCUUUUGAGAUUCCCAAUUUGCACCACGCCACCACCCCCCAGAUCUCAAUCAUCGAAUCCAGUCGAAAAAGAAGAAAGAGAUUACAGCGAAGAAGAUGGCAACUCCCGACGAAAGUCCUUCUGCGAAGAGGUGGCUUCCUCUCGAGGCUAAUCCUGAUGUCAUGAACCAGUUUCUUUGGGGGCUUGGUCUUCCGGUGGAGGAAGCUGAAUGUAAUGAUGUUUUUGGCCUGGAUGAGGAGCUCUUGGCAAUGGUCCCGCAGCCUGUACUUGCUGUGCUGUUUCUUUAUCCAAUAACUUCUCAGACUGAAGAGGAGAGAAUUCUGCAGGACAAUGAGAAAAGUGAAUCUAGCAACAAAGUUUAUUUCAUGAAACAAACUGUUGGGAAUGCUUGUGGAACAAUUGGACUUCUCCAUGCUGUUGGAAAUAUCACUUCAGAAAUCAAGCUUUCUGAAGGAUCAUUCUUGGAUAGAUUUUUCAAAUCUACUGCAAACAUGGAUCCAUCAGAGCGUGCAGCAUUUCUUGAGAAUGACAGAGAAAUGGAAGUUGCUCAUUCUGUAGCAGCUACUGCUGGUGAAACAGAGGCUUCAGAAAAUGUGGACACUCACUUUAUCUGCUUCACAUGUGUGGAUGAGCAACUUUAUGAGCUUGAUGGAAGGAGGUCAGGGCCAAUUUCACACGGUGCUUCCUCACCAAGCACCUUAUUGCAGGACACAGCCAAAGUCAUACAAGGUGUGAUCCAGAAAAAUCCAGAGUCACUCAACUUCAACGUUAUUGCUAUUUCAAAAAAGUCGUAGGUGCAUCUUAUAAUUGAUCAAGACCUUCAAACUGAAAAGUUUUUGGUGUUAGACUAUCCUUGAUAUGGUUGGCAGGCAUGUAAGACUUCCUAUCCUCUUUAAAAGUUUUACAUGCAAGGCAUCUUGGAAUAAUCUCAUAGAACUGUUGGUAUGAUUUGAAUGGCAUUAAUUAGGAGAUGCAGCUUGCUGUGAUCUUAAUGUUUGUGGUUGUAUGAUUCAAUGUUGAAAUGUCAACAUUCUUUCCUUGUGCAUUUGAAAAGAUUUUGAAAUGUGAACAUAGUCAAAAGUCAAUCUUUGAAAAGAAUUGAGCUUGUAUAAGAUGUUCCCUUAUGGACCCUACACCAGCCUUUAA